GUGAACAAAACAGUACUGAGAACUGCGUUUGUUUUGUUACGGGUGGUAUGUGUUUUGUUCACGGAGUGACUGGAAAAUAAGGGACAGAAAUGUGUAACGUAGAGCAAGCUUCUGUAGUUGAUAUAAAGAGUGAAAUAUCAAAUUGUAGCCAGACCAGUUGCGGAAUACCAGUAGUAGGAGAUGAUUUGUCAUAUGCAGAAUUCUUCGAGAAUUUUAUGUUGAAAAAUUAUCCCGUAAUAAUAAAGGGGAAUUUUACAAAGGAAUGGGACAGCGCUACAAAGUGGGUUAAAGAUGAUAAACCCAUGUUUUCGUACCUUAAAGAAAAUUUUGGGCAAACUGAAGUACCUGUAGCUGAUUGUGGUAGAAGACACUAUAAUGUCCAGGAAAAAAGCACAUUUAAGCUUUGUGAUUACCUUGAUUAUUGGUCAGAUUAUAUAAGAAGUGACUACCCAGAGACAAUGCCGUGCUUUUACUUAAAGGACUGGCAUUUCACAAGAGACUUUCCCCAACAUUUUAUCUACCGCACUCCUCAGUAUUUUGCCAGUGAUUGGCUUAAUGAAUACUAUUAUGACCAUAAAAAUAAAAAUGAUGAUUAUAGAUUUGUGUAUAUGGGUCCUAAAGGUUCAUGGACUCCAUUUCAUGCUGAUGUAUUCACAUCAUUUAGUUGGUCUGUAAAUAUUUGCGGUCAGAAGAGAUGGUUGCUGUUUCCUCCAGGACAGGAAAGUUUUUUAAGAAAUAAGUUUGGGAACUUACCAUAUGACUGUACAAGUGAUGAACUUAAAAAUGAAGAUUUGUUUCCAGAAUAUAAAAAAUUAAAUCCUCCAUAUGAAAUAUUACAGCAAGCCGGUGAAGCAGUAUUUGUUCCUUCUGGCUGGCAUCAUCAAGUUUGGAACAUGAAAGACACAAUUUCUAUCAAUCACAACUGGGUUAAUGGCUGCAACAUCAAAACAAUGUGGUUGUCAUUGAAGAAUCAUUUGGCUGCUGUGAAAAAGGAAAUAGAAGAUUGCAAGGAGAUGGAGGAAUGGAAUAGCCACUGUCAAAUAAUGCUUAGAGCUUCUUUUGGGUUAGACUAUGAAGAAUUUUAUAGGUUUUUAUUACAUAUUAGCAAGAAAAGAAUUGAGUCUCUUCAUGGAAAGGAUGAUUUAAUAGUUUAUGGAAAUUGGAGAAUUGGCAGAAAUCAUAUUGUUUUUGAUUUGCUUAAGAUAAAUGAAGUUUUGAACCUCUUCCUCUCUGACACUGACUGUGAAAUUGCACUGAAGGAACUGGAUGUACAGAAACCAAAAGACUUGUUGUCUGAAAUAAAUUCAGUGGUAUAAAUUCAGCUGAGGGAAAGCAGAUGGUGCCAUAGUGACAGUUUCAAUACUGCAACAUGGUUCAUAACAUUGUUUUGCAGAGGAGUCUGGGGUACUGAACACAUGGAAAAGAUCAACUGGGAAACAUAGCAAAGACAGUGAUAGUACACACACACACACACACACACACACACACACACACACACACACACACACACACCCUAACUUCACCCAUCAUGCAUUCACACCCUCUUCUCCAUAUUCUCCCUCGUUCUCUAUUCUAUCACCCCCUCCAUACUUCUGUGUGCUGCCCACAUACUUUCUUCCAGCCAUCAGCCACCCUUGUCUAAUACACUGCCCUGCUCCCCUCCUCCUUUCUCCUCAUCCCAUACAAUCCUCUCACAGCAGGAAAACUGCAGUGCUGGUUUACUUACAUCAUCAGCAACUAUCAGCUUUGUAAUGAUAGUCUUAGCAGGUCACAUGAAAUUUCACACAGAGAGACUUGCCAAAGCCUCAUCACUCAGUUACAGAGUACUGUAAAGAAAUAAUAACUGGAGCUCCUAAUUUAAUACUUCAGCAGCAAAAACCAGUUUCAUGUAUUAUCAUCAUCUUCCACUUUAUCAUGGUUAUGAAAAUAAUAGUACAGCAUUUAUGCUCUUUCUUUCGUGAUUAUAUGCAGAUUCAUGACAGUCUGUUGUAAAAACAAAACAGGAUUGAAACUGUUGAUGUAUUUGUCUCAUAAUAUAUCUGCAAGGUAUGUACAUGAAAACCGAGCAAGGUGGUGUGGUUAUUAGCACACUGGGCUUGCAUUUCAGAGGAUCUGACUGUCCUGAUACAGGUUUUCUGUGAUUUCCAUAAAACACUCCAGGCAAAUGCCGGGAUGGUUCCUUUGAAAGAACACAGUUGAUUUCCUCUCCCAUCUUUGAAACAUUCUGAGCUUGUGCUCUGUCUCUGAUGACCUCGACAUCGACAGGAUGGUAAACCCUAAUCUUCCUUCCUUCCUUUUACAGGAAAAUUGUAAUAUAAAAUGGAGAAAGACUAAGAACUUGCCUAAACAGUACUUUUGAGUUUGAUACACAGACCAGCCUAAUUAUGUAAUAAGUUCAAUGUAGCAGAGUAACAGCAUGUACUGUUUAACUUAUGUACAGUAAUUGCGACAGAUCUCAAAUUCUCUCCAAAUAGCUUUGAACAAUGUGUUAAUAAAAAUGAAAACAGUUUACUCUGAAAAUCAUAAACAGUAUACUUGUUGUUCAAUUGAUGUAAUAAAGGUUGUGGACAGGCAUGACAAGUGCUGGUAGGCAGAACAGUUUGUACAUUUAUAUUAAUUUGCAAUUUUGCUUUCAUAGAAAUGCCUGUCUCCAUCUGAUCAUUUAAUUAGUACCUUUUCUCACUAUUAGGAAUUACCUCAUGCACUGUGCUUGUCAAAUGUGCUGAAUACAGCAGGAUAGUAAUGCUGAUUCAUUUUACUGUAGACAAACCACAGCAUAGAUUAUGCAUAAGAAGUCCAUUCACAAACAAAUACAAAACAUAAAAUAACAAAUGCAAUCAAAUGUCAUAGUUUCAAUUAGUAAAUAAGAUAAUUAGUUGCUCUUUGUCAUUUCAGUAUUUAUAUACUGUUUGAUGAAUUGUUCCUGCAGUAAUAUUCAGCUGCUUCCCCCCCCCCCCCCCCCCGUCCCCCUCCCAUCCCCUCCCCCUUUCCUUUUGAACUUUCAUAGUAUUUUAAGGACUGGUUAUUCAAUAAUAUAUCUUCAGUAGGAGACUAAUAACAGACUCACGAGACACACUUGAGAAUGUCUUCCAAAUUGCUGCUUAUAUCUCAAACUAUCUUAUUUUCUGACACACACACACCCACACACACACUACUCCAGCCAGUUAGCCAGUUAACCACAAGAUGGCAGAUUUCAUAGUCAGUGUUUCUCUAAAAGAAUCUUAUGACUUACGUAGUCAAAAGGUUUAGAAAGCACAAAAAAAAAAAAAA
This is a messenger RNA of Schistocerca nitens (vagrant locust), 3270 nucleotides long. RefSeq names its product 2-oxoglutarate and iron-dependent oxygenase JMJD4 (gene JMJD4). The record is from RefSeq and is a predicted model, not a curated record. Lineage: Eukaryota; Metazoa; Arthropoda; Insecta; Orthoptera; Acrididae. Gene Ontology annotation, biological process: protein hydroxylation; positive regulation of translational termination; negative regulation of gene expression. Gene Ontology annotation, molecular function: sequence-specific DNA binding; histone H4R3 demethylase activity. The transcript has 5 exons. The coding region runs from base 90 to 1316 and encodes 408 amino acids. Gene Ontology annotation, cellular component: cytoplasm; nucleus.